Messenger RNA from Acanthoscelides obtectus, 17959 nucleotides. Lineage: Eukaryota; Metazoa; Arthropoda; Insecta; Coleoptera; Chrysomelidae. The record is from the annotation of a GenBank genome assembly.
CCUCAUUUGACAUAUUUUGCAACUUUGUGGACGUAUUUAUGUUAUUAAGUUUUUUAUUUAUUUUUUUGUCAAUUUCUAUCGUUGCCCCAUUUUACAUAUAAUCCCAAUGCCAUUAGGAUUGAAAGAAACAAGGUUGGAAUGUGUUUAAGCAAUAUGCAUAGAAUCUUCAGGCCAACUAUGCCAUCAAGCUAUGAUUAGUGGUUUCCAACAUUAGAAAUGAAAUGAUAUUCCUUCUGAAUGAGAUUCACUUUUGGACCACCCAGGAGGAUGUGAUAAUCAAACAUUCUGACUAUGUUUCAUUCAAAUACUAUGCCAAGAAGGAACCAGAUGACUCAAUCCCAUUUCAUGCCAAAAAGGAAUAUUGUGAACAGAGAGGACUCUUAUGGAUUCCUCCAAAUAAAAGACCUCAAAGAUUACGAGAUAGUAUAAGGGAAUUUGAAGAAUACCUUAUACACAAUAAAAUAAUAUACUUUUUAUGGGAAGAUAGUAAACUGAAGCUCCUUUUUUCAAAUGGGUUGAUAAUUACUAUUAAUAUUAAUAGCAAAACAGGAGAUGUAACAAAUAUUGCAUUUGAUAAGCAACUAUUAUCAAAGCUUCAAGUUAACAUUAUUUGUGAUGGUACAAUAAUAGACAACCAAGUAAUAUCAAUCUGCAAUGAUGGUCACCUAUUAGGCUUUGGGGGAUUAUGGAAAGAUGGAUGGAUCCUGGAAGGAGGUCCCAGGAGAAAACUCAACUAUUAUGGAGAAUGGUUAGCAGUAUGGGGGAAGGCUGGUGCAGAUCACCCACAACCUUGGAGCCCUCUGGCAAAAGAUCACCAAAGCGCCAAUCUUCAUUUGUACUGGAUUGGUCCCAGGGAACCUGAAUUGUUAGCCUACAAAAAGACUGAAGGAGAUCCUUUGCAAGUUGUGGUUAGCAAAAGGUGUAGCAGAACUCUGAUUCUCAUAGAGCAGAAAGUUACUUUGAGAGGAUCUGUAUCUGUUGAAGUCAGCACAUUUGAAUUAGCUAGCAAUAUCCUCAAACGCAUCACAGUUACUUCAGUGCCCCUUCAAACACAAGUUAGUUGCACCACGUUAAGUAACUCUGAAGACCGACUACUAAUCUGCUGCAUAGAUGGCUCUCUUGCAUUACUAGAUCGCAACAGAGGGUCUACAAGAACAAUCAAAGCAGCAUUCAUCCCAACGUUUGCAGUUUGGCACCCCUCAGGUGCCAUUAUGGCUAUUGCAAACGAAAGAGGUCAGCUGCAGUAUUACGACACGGCGUUGAAUUGUGUAAAGUCUCAGUUUGCGGGAGAAGAUAACACUCCCACAGCAUCAGUAGAUCUGUCUAGUUACUUCAACUUACAGUUUAGUGUGGCUGGUAUCAGUUGGGGCCCAAAAGAUUUGGUCAUUGCUUUUGAGCAAGGGCCUGUAGCUGUGCUAACACAUGUGGAAGGUUCUAUGGUAUUUAAAGGGCUGAUUCACAGGUAUUUGCAAACUAAUAAUGUGGAUAAAGCCAUCAAACUGCUCCUAAGCUGGGAAUUCAACCAAGAUGCUUAUGCUGCACUCCAAAAAAUAGUGGCCUAUCUGAUGAGAAAGCCCUUAACUGAUGAUGUUGCUCAGCAUUUACAAAUUGCGUUGGGCAGUUACCAUAAUAGUCCAAUACCUUUGAGUUCGCAGAUAAGGCACAGGUUUGGACAUAGGGUUGCAUCUUUAACGAGGAGAUUCUUCCACACAUUGGUACGAGCGGAAAUGUUUGAAACUGCCUUUCUCUUGGCCGUGGAUAUGGCACACCAUGAUCUUUUCAUGGAUAUGUAUUACAUUGCUGUCAAGAUAGGCGAAACUGAAAUGGCUGCAGCUGCGCGAGCUCAAGCUUCUGCAUUACUCAGUAGAUGCUCCAGUGAAGCUUCAAACUGUUCCCGAUCAUCGUGCUCUCAGUGCUCGGAGACUUCGAGCAGUUCGAGCAACGUCUGCGAGGAAGAAGCAACCAAUGAGGAGGAUAUGCCUCAACCAAGCAACAAAAACGACUACCUACCUCUACCUCUGAAUCCCGACAACUGUCUUGCAACCGAUUUCAACCAACCUGAUCCCACUACAUACAAACCAGAUCGACCAGUGACGUCACAGAGUAGCGAAUACCAAAGACCAGUGCCUAGAGCGACUUACGUGAAAGCCCCGCAAGUACCAAGUACUUUCACAAAGACGAGUACGAAUUAUAGGGCGGGGAUCCCUUCGGCGACGCCUUAUGUUCCGCCUUUGCCAAAUGUGUCUAACAAUACAGGGUUGCCUUAUCCGAGUGUCUUCAGUCAAACGCAGAAUCCUUACUUGAGUGGUACCUCGUUCAAUGGAAAUAUGUAUCCAGUGUCAAGUAGUUAUAUACCAAAUAUUCCCAAUUUGAUGCAACAUACAGGGGUUACUGCGUUUGGCAGUGUGAGAAGGUCUUUCCCACCAUUAGUACCUGCUGUAUCAUCCCCCAACCUAUCUGACCAUGAUUUUUUUAAUUCGAAUAUCGCUCAAAAUAUUCAGUCCACCUCUAGCUUUAACUUAGCCUCGAUUAGUGAAUUUAAUGCGUCGAGUAUGAACAAAAAGCAUCAAGCAAAAGUGAAAUUCUCUGAUACUGUGACUGCAUUCAUAGUACCUGAGGUAAAAAGACCGCAAAGACCACCGCCACCUCCCCAUGUUGCCGAAUCUCAGCGUGAGUUAGCAGAUAGUUUGCCACUUUGUCAUCCGAACGAAGAUUAUCUAAAGGAUUUCACUCCAGUGAGGAAAGAAGAAAAUAAAAGUACUGAAAAUACUCAGCCGCCAAAAAUAAAAGUGGUGCAUUUUGGGGUAGUAUAACGUGAUUAUUUAUUAUUAUUUUUUGCUGUUGGAUCUGCACAUAUGAUAUCAUUGCAAAGACAAGCAUUGUUGAUUACUUUUGCAAGACAGCGUUACUUAAUACAUUUAACAGUACUGUAUUGUUGUAUUAAGGCAGCGGCAUAUCUGGAAAAUAUUGUUGAGGGUACAUAUGUUGAAUUUAAAAUUAGCCGCUCAAAAAAGUACUGGGAGACAGGAGCUCAAACAUGUACGUUUCGGGGGGUAUCGGCAAUUGAAAAUGAAAUUACAGAGCAGGAGAGGUCGAUUUGCAAAUUGAAAAACAUAUUCGAAAUUUGGGGUCCGGACCCACCCUAGAUCCUCCUCUGUAUUCAAGUAUUCCGAGUCGAUUAUUCAUGAUAAUAAAGGGUGUCCCGCGUAAAAUUUUGACCUUUAAAAUUCAAUAUAAAAAAAUUACAUUGUUUUCAUUUCUUUUUAUUUCAAUAAAAUGGAGCAUAAUAACGCGGAUUUCAUGUUUCAAAAAUGAUAUCGUCCAAAUGUUUUCUCAAUGCACUCGGAUGCUUAUAUUUGAAAUUACGCGACGGUAAAACUCUGGAUGUAAUGAUUUGAACUUUACGGCGAAUAUUGUCCUGCAGGGCCUCGGUUCUUCGGGGUUAUUGUAAACCUUUGAUUUGAGGUAUCCCCAUAAAAAGAAAUCACAAGGAGCAAGGCGCUACGGAAUGCUGAUCACCUUAUUCGGAAAAAUUGUUCUUAACCUUUCCGCUAGCUGUAUGCGGAGUCCUUCUUGUUGAAAUAGCGUUCUAUUGUAAUCUGGAUACAGCUGCAAUUGCGGCAAUAGAAAUCUGUAUAUCACACGGAGUCUCUCUCCUUGGUUCAAAAAUAAGUGCCGAUUACCCUGCUGGCUGAAAUGACACACUAAACUGUUGUUAUUAAACAAUGUUUUUGCUGGCAUUCUCUAUUGUUGUUGGGGCGCCAGUAUCUAAUAUUUUGUUUAUUAAAAAAUAUGUUUUCUAUGGGUGCUAUCUGAAAACGUUAAAGCAUUGUUUUUGUGAAGUUUUCUCGCAAAAGUUAGUCACUUUCGUUGAGGCCCUCAACAUUUUGUAUGGGUGGAACUUUAAUUUUCCUUCCAAAAUAGCAUGCACUAUUAUUUUUUGUAUUCCAGUGGCCGCAAUGUGCCUGAUUUACGUCGAUUUCCAGAAAUUUCAUUUGGAACUUGAGACGCAUGUUCUGGCGUUUUUGCUGACGUCAAUGGUCCCAGAAGAGUUCUGUUGACCACUAUCCUUUUUUGUCUGAAUCUUUUUACCCACCGCCAGAGAAAUUGGGUGCUCGGUCCAUCACUUAGUCGUCGAAUAUUGAAAUGAGUACAAAAAGGAUAUCAUGCGCGUGCCAAUGAUCCACCUCACUUAAGAUAUUGAUCGACCUCGAAUGCGCGGUGUGCCUCCGACCAAUGACCCAUGGCGACUAACAAUUCCGCAAAUCAUGUGCUUCGAUUGAUACCCCUCCCUCCUACCUCACCCCGAUAGCAUUUCCAGAUUUGCAAUCCUCUUCGGCCCGAGGAAAAAAAAUCGAAAAUAUAUUUUAACUUUAUAUACAGUAUUGAAAACAGCUUAAAGAAAGUAAAACUACCAAUAUUUAUACAAAAAAUCUUUAUUUUUCCAAAAAAAAACGUUAGUCCAGCCUGCUGUACAUGAGGUGUCAAUUAAUACAUAUUAACAUUACAAAGUAUUUAAAGUAUUUGUUAUGCCGGAAAAAGAAAUAUGAUAUGUGUAACCACACAAACAUCAGCUUAAGAAUUAAAUUAAAAAAAGCACUGCCAUUGGGGCUAAAUGCAUAAAAACACUUGGCAUCUAUGUAGAACAUUGAAAUCGAGUUUUUCCUUCGCAGUUUUUAUUACAUCUCAUGAAUUUAUUUUUAUCGUCCACGGCGCAUAUUGGCAAAUGUUUAUUUGAUGGCCUCCUAACAUCUAUUGGAGAAAUGGAGUGUGAUGGCGUUGGUUUAGUUACUGGCACAUAUUUUGGAGGCUCAAAAUCGACACCUAUUUGGAUGGUGAUUGUCAAAUCCAUUAUGUCGCGGUUAGGGACUCCUAGGGACUUCUGGUCUAAUCGAUACUCCAACCACGAGUUUACAAUCGCCAAAUCAAUGCAGUUCACAAUUGCCAAAUGAAUGCAGUGAAAUAUGAAUCUAAUUGUCCACUUUUUUGUUCUUUGUGACAUUCUGUAAUGAGAAAUCAUUCUGGCAUUAGGAUCAACCCCUCCCAUUGUACUGUUGUAUGCACUAAUACAGUUUGGGCGCUGAAUUAUGUAAUUUCCUGUUUUUCGAUCCCAACGUUGAACAUCUGUAAUUGGCUGACUACCAUCUGAUGAUGAUAAAACUAAAAUCGAUCUAUUAUCUAUCCAUUUUAUAAUGACGAGUCGUCCAUCCUGUCUUACAAUUUCUUGGAAACGCCCUCUACCUUCUGUCAUAAGGCCUUUGUCUGACCGAAUAUAUUGUUUGGCUGUGUUUGGAAUUCUAUUAAUAAUAGUGCCUACUGCGUUAACUUUUUUCUCUUGUAGAUAAUCAAAAAGCUGACAGGAAGUGAAAUAUCUGUCCAUAAAAAUUGUACUUCCAGGGCUGAUAUUCCCGUUAACUUUUUAACAACGCUCCCCCCAAUACCAUGUUCUGGUUCAGGUUUUCCUGUCGGCCAAGUGGCAGCUGUAAACAGUAAAACCCAGUAGGUACCAAUCCUUGAGGAGUAGCGAAACAAAGCCUACUGUAUUUAGGUUUGUUUUUUACAUACUGCCUCAGAACAGAUUUUCCCGUGAAUGGGAUUUGUUCGUCAAUACUUUUAGCUCUUUUGUAUGAGACAGAGUAGUCCACUUUUUUUAAGGGCAUCUAUUAUUGGUUGAAUCUUCCACAAUCUAUUAUUCUUCUUAGUUUCAUCCGAUACUUCAUUGUUUACUUAGUGCAUGUCAUUUCGAAGCUUGAACAGCCUUUCGCGGGAUAAAACGGUAGCUGCAGGAAUUUUCAAUAAAUUUUUGUAAUACAUUCGGACUCUGGGUAGUUUGAAGCAUCCCAUAAUGAUACAAGAACCGAUUAAUUUUUUGUAUUCUGUUGGUGUUGCACGAAGUGGCGGAAGACUAUCUUACAUCGUACGAGUAUUGCUUUGUGCUGCCGUUAAGUUCCAAAACUCGUCAUCUAAAUAUUGACGGAAGUACUGGUAUGGUGACCAUUUUCUUCUUUCCUGUACAUGGUCCAUUACUUCAAUAUUGUCUGGUUCAAAAGCCCUGUUUUUCCACUUCAUUUUUUUCUUUCCAUGUUAGUUUUAUUUUGGAAAAUUUCCUAAUAACUGCUAACGGAAUGUUGUCGUCAUCUGAAUCCGAAUUCUCACUAAUGACGUUAUUAUUAUCAACGGUCCGGUUGUCAAAGACCACAGUACUCUGAUCAAAAUAUACCAAAUUCUAGAGAAUCCAAUAAUUCAUCUUCAGAAUCGGUUUCAAGGUGUCCGUUAUGUGCUAGAAAACCUUCGUUCUCAUCUUCGCUACUAAAGUCUCCUUCGCUGUGAUCCCAAAUAUUCUCUAACUAGUCAUCUGUCAAUGCUGCAUGUUCAGCUUAUUUUCUAAAAUGUAAUCUAAAAAGUCUGUUAACCCUUAACCGGUCACGUGAAUUUUUGGUGCAUUACCGGUCAGGUGCAGUCUGUGGGACUGCUGUUUUUUGUUGCCAGAUAAAUGAUUUGUUUUCAGAUGUAGGAACUUGGUUUUGUAGAAGAAACACCCUUAGAAUGUGUGGAAUGUAUAUUUGGAAAAAUAAUCAGUAGAUCCACAGCAAAUAAAACAUUAUUCAAGAAAUAAUACAAACCAACUCAGGAAAUUGAAAAAUAUGCACUUUUUCAAAGUAACGUAAAAUUAAACUCACAAAAGACAGAAACCAGAUUUUUUACAGCAAUCGUGAGAAAAGAUAGCAAAUAAUACAUUUCUGCAACUAUAUCGAAUUCAAAUAUAAAAACAAAAGUCUGAGCAGGCCUCAAAUGUCGGCACUGUUUACGCAAUUAUUGCACUUAGGCUUGGAGCACUGUAGACAAACUGGUAACUUACACUGCACACAUAGGUACUUGGUCAUCCUGUGUGUUGUUUUAUGACACAAAGAACAUGCCCUGCGUUUCUGUAAGACCAUCUCUUCAGUUUCCACAUUCACAUGCUCCUCAGGCUUACCAAGUGUGCGCGAUAUCAUGUAGCGCAGUUCACGGGGUUAGCAGACUUUUCCCGAAUGAUUUCAUUAUCUCUGUAGCACUGAUGCAAAAUGUACGAAUUAACCACAGAUAUAUCCAGAAUGCGGAAAAAAAUUACUAACGGCCAUCUCUUUGAACACUUUUCGUCCAAAAAGUCGACCCCUCCUUUGUUAUUAUUGUAAUACGUGAUGAUCUCCGGCUUUCUAGUUUCGGGAUCAGUAUACAUUUUUUCGUGCCUUGCUUUUCUUUCCCGCGUAAGAAACCAUCGUACUUUCUUCGCGAAACCCGUAAAGGGCAGAUCCAACUUCUCUUGCAUUGCGUGGCUGAAAUUCAGGCGGAAUCUCCCUCUUAUUUUUUUUCAUUGUCCCAACGUACGUAAGCCAGAACAGAAAAUCCAAAAGUUUAAUAGAUGAAAACCAAUUAUCUGCUGUUAUAUUUCUAUUUGUACCAAACAACGGCUGUACGAGCCGUAUGACAGAUUGCGUUGGCUUUGAAAAUGUCUUAUAUUCUGGAGCAAGCCCUGUUCCGUCAGAAUCUCUGCCACAGUAUACAUAUGCAUUAUAAAGAUAACUAUUCGUAGCAUCUGUAAGGGCCAUAAUUUUUAUUCCGUAUUUGCAUGGUUUCAUUGGCAUAUACAUGUUGAAACGAACCGCACCCCUGAAGCUUACCGACAUUUCGUCGAAUGUCGCUGAUUGUCCCAUUCCAUAGCGAUUUUGACAAUUCUUUAUGAAUGCGUUGAAGAUUUGGGAAAUAGGGGCCAAGGGAUCUUGUUUUUUCUCUCUUCUCUGUCGAAUGGAUUAUCAAAUCUCAGUGCCACGAGAAGUACAUCAAAGCGUUUUGCACUCAUCACAGCCCUAAAUAUAUCGCGGCCUGUUCCGUCGGUGGCAAAAAUGAGUUCUAGGUUCUCAUGAUUGGAUUUGAAAACAGAUGUAAAAAUCAAAAGCCCCAAAAACGCCUUCAAUUCAAUCAAAUCUAUAUCAUUCAAAUGACUUGUUUUUUCUUUGUAUUCUUCUCUCAUUUUGCCAAUUUUGUCAUUUGUCCAGGUUACGAUUUGCAGCAACAUUUCGUCAGUCACAAGCAAUUUCCAAACAGACGAUGGAUUGCAUUUGCUCCCAAGUGACUGCGUUUUUCUUUUUAGAACCGGUACCUUCGUGACGAUAUUACAUUUCCUAGUUCGCGACGAUGGCUUGACUUCGGAUGCACACCAUCUGUACCGAUUCUUCCCAUAGAAAUAUUUCUUCUCACAUAUUCCUUCUCUUCUUAUAGUAUUGCCUCGUGAUGCGUCACUUGCCCGAUUAUCAGACUCUGAGUCGGAUGAUUCACUUUCAGACAUUUCGCUAUCAGUAUCAUGCUCCGAUAAAAUGUACUCAUCUUCUGCAACAUCUUCAACAUCACUGUCUUCUUCGUCUACUUCACGAAACGUACAACCGACACAGUUUCUCAAGGGAAUACAAAUAAAAUGUGACCAGUAGGCUGGACAGAAGGACCAAAGAGGUUAAGGUGGAAAAAUCCCUUCAUAUCUACUUUCAAGUAGCUAUUCAUCCAGUUCAUCUAACCUCUAGCCUGCUUAAAAAUGAUUUCCCAAUUUGAAUAUUGCUGAAAGUAUAAAGUAGGUUUAUUCUAUUCUUCUAUCGAGCUAAAUCUUCGUCCAUUCGAUUGGUCCCACCCAUAUAUUUAUUAUACAUUCCAACUGCAUGUGGGCGUGGAACUUGUAUGAUUUUCUUUUCUGUUUGGGCGUAUCUCUUGACAUGGUGCAUGGGAUUCAUAAUAUCGUUCUCCUUAUCAAUUUUUGCCGAAACCUACCGCAUAUGGUUCAUUUGGUCGUGGCGAUUUACCGUGAUAGAUAUCAACAUUUACAAGGUAGCUGUUUUUAGAGUUCAGGCACCACACUUUGUAACCAAAUCGAAUUGGCUUUCAUCUAAUGAACAGCUAUGUCGACCACAGUAUUUUAUCAUGGACUCAUCAUAGUUCAUAUCGUCGGGUUACUGCCAAAACCAUAUAACUUACAUUUUUAUAGUUUUUAGAUAUUGGGGUUUUAAACUUUGGUUUUAGAUUAAAAAUCACACAAUAGAAUUAAAAACUAUUUUUUUCACAAACUAAAUUUUAAUGGAAUUAUGAACAAAACAGCAAAAAAUAAUCAUCACAUUUGAAGAAAUGACUACUUAUUAACAAAAAACGCAAUUUUUCUUGCACUUAUCUUUUUUUAGCCAUUUAAUUCUUCCGACUCCGGUUCUUCUUCGGGAUCAGAAUCCUCCGCUGCUGGUCUUGGAACAAGAUUCUUUGCUUCUUUGGAGGUCGGUAGCGAUUUAUAGUAAUAAUGAUAUUCUUCAGGAAUAACAUUAUUUUUGCAAAGUUUGAGCAAAUCUUGCUUUUUCUUUGUUGAUAUUGGUCUGUAUUUUUAUAUGCAUUCGUUAUUUCAGUUUGGUUUGGCUGUAUAGGUCGACCUUUACCCAAAACGUUUAUUUCCAUAUAAUCGGAUGUAUGAUCGUACCUAUACUGUAAUAUCCAAGGCUUGGAUUUAGUGUACUUUAAGCCAAUAAACUUUUUCGUCCUUGGUGUUCUUCAAUUUGUUUUUCAUUAGACUUUUCUAUAAAUUUUCUAAAUUUAAAAAAUCAUUAUGUUUUAACUCUUUUAGCAGCAUAACAAUCUUCUUUUCUUGCUUUAUGAGCCUCAUAAUCAAUUUCUAGCUAUUUUCUUUUUUCCAUAUUGUCGCUGGUUUUGUACUGCAUACAGAUUAGACAUUGGUCCUUCUUUGGUUUAUAAAAUGCGUAAUUAUAGUUUGUACAAAAUACUCUUCUGUACGUGAUCAAUAAGACUGGCUUCAAAUCGUCUUUUUCGCGUAACUCUUUAUAAAGUGAAUGCAUUCUAGCAAUGCUUAAUUUUGGGUCAAGAUAAAGACGUUUAGUAGAUUUUCUACUAUAAUGGGAUUCCAUUACUGGAAAACUUUCUAUGUGCUUUUUUACUAUUUCUAGGUCUUCUGCCUUCGUUUUAUUACUAGGUUCGUGCUUUCCCCUUUUAUCAUUAGCAACAAAUAAUCAUUCUUCUCCUUUGUGUAGAAACGCGUGUUUCACUACUUCUUUACCUAUACAUAGGUUCUGUUAAAGAAUUUUUUACAGACACGUAUUCUUGUAUCACCUGAAAAAAGGUAGCUUUUGGAAUCUGAUCUGGCUCUUUUGUUGCUGGUGCGUAUUACUUUUUUUCUGACGGGAACAUUACUUUCAACAUUACUUAAAAUAAAGUCUUUUCUGCGAAUAAAAUCGCAUUUCCAAUAGUUUUUGCAAACUUUAAAACGUUGUUCAGUGGUUAUAUUUUCCGAGUACUUAAACCGCCAUUUUGUGCGAUCGACGGGUUUAGGAGCCUUCCCCUCAAUUCUUUGACGUUUAACUAGAUUUUUUUCCACUGAUUUUGAUUAGACUUUUUCCAUCGACUUGUUCUUGUAACAGCAGAUGUCAUUUCAAUAUCAUUGUUAUUCAUUGGUGGAUCGUCUGCAACAAAAAAGUACUGUAAUAUUACUCUUUGUGACUGAAUAUUGAACUUACCCUGGUCUGAGUCGUACUCUGAAGCUGAAGAUUCCGGAACAUAGUCCUUAUCCUUUAUGGAACAGUCGGAAUCUCCAAACAUAUUGUCCAAUUCCGCAAGAAUCUGUUCUUGUUCUGAUUUCAGAGUCGACGACAAAUCAUUAUUUUUAUCAUUUUUUUCACCAGAUAGGUCCGCUACUUAAUUUGGAUGAUUUUCUCCCACUUCAGCGCAGUCUGCUUCUGGUAAAUUUAAAUUUUCCCCACUUUCGCCUAAUACAGCAACAAAAACAGAAAAACAAUAUGGGUGCAAUGUUCUUAUGUGAAAUAUCUCUCACGUCUUUUGUACUUCUAGGAUCACAAGCAAAAUGAAUAAUCGGUAAUAUUAUUCCUCAACUCAACAUUUAGAAAUAUCUAACAUUAUGCCGAGUAUUGUUUUGCGUUGAAACUAAGCUACUCGGUGCUCAAUGACCCGACAAAAAUACAGCGUGCAAAUUACAUAGUUAAAACUCCACCAAAAUUGAGUAAAACCUUACCUGCAGCUGGUUCUUUACCAGUGGCCAUGAUAACAAGAUACAUGCCACGAGACAACAUGCUUUCGAAAUAUGUCUUUCACUAUAACUCGUUAUAAACUACUUAGAAAUGCCGGAAUACUACACUGCGUAUUACCAUGUGUAUAAGCAGUUUUCAGGUUAUGUUUGCUAUGAUAUACUGCCAAAACAAGACAAGUGCGUGUUUAAUACAACUAUCACACAGACAGAUAACAUAUUGUGUACAAGCAAAACAAGAUAACUACCACAUAUCUGAAAAAAUCCUUGAUUUGGAUUCACACUGGUACAGCAAAAACCCGAAGUGGUACUUAUCUCAUUCUGACUCUAAAAUCCUUAUAUAAGCACUGAAACAAAACUGUCAAAAUCAGAAAGUGGCUAAUGACUUAUUUUCGCUGUAAAGAAACUAGCAAUUCUGUACUGUAAUUCGAACGUCGUUAAUCGCAAGUGCACAUGUCUUGUAGCUGUACUUAAGGGUCUCAUAUUGAAUUUAGUCGUUUUUUUGACACAUGCCAACAACACUCUUCCAUACAAUAUGAGGAGGAGAAGAUAUCUGGUUUUGUCACAACAUAAAUUGUACCAUUUUAGUUACAAAACUGCACAUAACUCAAAAAAUAUAAAAAUGUACUUAUCUUGUAUUGGUAGUCAGCCGACGAGAUGUUCUGUUGACCUGUAAUAUUUUAAAAAGGAUUCCUGUAACCUAGUGAUAAUCGGACGUAGCUUCCAUAUUUUAUCCUGCGGGUUCAUUUUGGUAUUAUCAGCACAGUUCACAAAAUGCAUUAUUUGAAUGAAUCUCAAUAAAAAAAAAUCCUGGAAGAAUAUUGGAACCAGAAACGAUAAGUAUGACCAGAAAACAUCUAAGUUCUUCCAUAAUAACGUGUGGAUCUGGAUAGUUCGCAAAUAGGCCGUACGUUUUUGUUUCUUCGAUAAUACCUUCGUCAAAGAAUAAUUCGAACAACCGGCUGAACUCAUAUCACGAAAUUCAGGAAAAUAUGACGAUUUUGUCAUAUAUCUAUCUCCAUGUCCUCUAGCUAUAUUUUCUUCCCUUUAGCGUUCAGCAACUCUUCAUGAAUUUCGAAGCCUAACUCUGGUGGUGGCUGCAAGUCGUCAACAACGUAUUCUUCUUCCAGAUCUGUCCCAGUCGGUUGUUCAACUCCACGGACCUCGAUCUCAGCAUCCUGAAAGAUUAUCAAUAAGUCCACCAUCAUCUUCGUCGAAACCGGGUGAGCGCAGGGACGCUUUUUGUUCGUCAAAGUACAGUACUACGUUUUGGAAGCAUUGAACUGUACAAGAUUGUUGCGUCCCCAAGCAGUGAUAGUCUCCAGGUCUCUUGUCAGAGAGGAAGUCAUCGCAAGUCUUCUUUUUUCCAACUCAGCGGCAGAGAUCGGCUUGUCACUCUGAAUUCCUGCAUGUAGAGUGCUGUCAUCAGCGAAGCUGUGGAUUGGGUUGAUCGUGCAAGAAAGGAGGUCGUUGAUUAGUAAGAGAAACAGUGUCGGAGCCAAGACCGAUCCCUGGGGAACACCCGCGUUGACGUUGUGGGAUGAAGAGGAGAACCCGUCAAUUACGACGGAUAUCUUGCGGCCAGAGAUAAAGUCAGCCACCCAUCUGCAAAGCUUUUCUGGGAGGCCAUAGGAUGGAAGUUUGCUUAAGAGGACAGCGUGCCACAGCUGAUCGAACGCUUUAGUGAUGGUCAAGAGCAACGACAUGAGCCUCACCAUAAGACUGGAUGAGCUUACUCCACAAUUGAGUGACGUAGCUAGGAGGUCCCCUGUGGAUCGUUGGUGCCGGAAACCAUACUGCCUGUCGCUAAUCAAGCCGUGACGUUCGAGGUAGUCCAGAAGCUUGCGAUUUAUGCACCUCUCCAUCUCCUUACUUAAAACCGAAAGCAGAGCUAUAGGCCUGUAGUUGUAAGGGUCGGCCUUAAAUCCCUUUUUUGGGAUGGGUUGGACAUGAGCAAAUUUCCAGUUUUCUGGGAAGGUGCCAGAUUCAUAAGAUAUCUGGAAGAGACGCGAAAGAACUGGAGCAAGCUCCGGUGCACACCUCUUCAGUACAAUGGCAGGAAUCAAGUCCGGACCAGAAGCUUUGUUGAUGUCGAGCGACAAGAACACUCGUCUGUGCCUAACUUUAAUAUCGUGCUGGUUUUUGGCAUUGCGAAUCGCUGCUUUAUAUUUGUUUCUGGACUCAACGUCGGCUUGUCUUUUGUCUACAGAACUCCCGUGCAAUGGCAAAAGAUAGUAACUUGUUUUUGUGACUUUUACAGAAAUCAAUGAAGAACAUUUCUACUCAAGCCGAUAAGUAGACUUAAGUCACUAAUAGUAGAAAAAGCCUUUUGGACAAGGACAAAAAUUUGCCCUUUCCAUCCAUUGAAACAAUUCUUGUUUAAAAACUGUCUUCAUAAAGUUAAAUUAGAUACUUUGUUUGGAAAUUUUAUUGUCAUAGAAUACAACAAGUAAAUACUACAGUAAAUAAAGUUACUUGUUUUUCACAUUGGAAUUCAAGAUCCUUGUCGAUUCUAUACAGUUUUAAGGGGCUGCGAAUUAGUAUUCUUGAAAAUCCAGGAUGCUGUUGCUUUUAUGCAGAUUCUCCCGAUCGACAUAAAAGAUCAGGAACAUCAUCAUUUGUUGGUAAUUGUCUCCAAAAUAGUUGUUUUCUGGAUUCCAUCGCAGGACAUAGUUCUUCAACUAUUUUUUGUUUUUUUGCUGUGUUGAUCCCUCUAUCAUUACUAUAAGCUACAGGCUGCUGAUUUAUAUCAAACUUACUCUUUAAAAAGUUCGCCUCAGCGUAUUCAGUCUCAUCAAACGAUGUUUUGUAGAAUAGAGACCUGGAACCUUUUCUGAACUCAGCAAUCUUGAUUUGGUCUAACAGCGGAAUAUUUACUUCCCCAGAUAUAUUUUUACGGCGUUGUUUGGAGCCAUCACUGUGACGCAUAACUAUUGGUUUAUUUUUCUUAGACGAUGCAUUUAUCACAUCAACAAAAUCAUUAACGUCCAAUAUUUGCUUACGCUUUCUCCACUCGCGUCCUAUUUGUCCAUGUACUGAAUCAGCCUUCAUAAAAGAAUGUCCUGGCUCAAAGUACUUCACAAUGAUGUUUUCCGGUCCCCAAUCUGCAUUCACCAAACAGGCAAACAUUGUAUACAACGUCCAGUUCUUAUUUUGGGCGGAGCAGUUAUCCAUCCAAAAGAUAAAAGACAUAACGUUUGGGUUAGAAUUUUUAAUGACAUGAUAGAACGUUGAGGCAAUAUCUGGAGCAUUGCGUCCUCUAGUAGCUUCAUGCCAGACAUAACACUUAUUAUCAUCUUUGUGCAAGGGAGCGAAUGUCUCGUUGACAGUCACUAGCCUUGGUAUGAAAAAUGACUCUUUAGUAGUCAUCUUGGGAAGGAGCAGAACUUUCUGUAGAUCUACAGUAUAAAUUUCAAUUCCUCUUUGCCAGUCACGGUCUUUAUCUUCCUUGUAAGCACGCCUAGUUGAAGUGUAGUGUGUCUUAUGCACAUUAUGCUUGAUACAAGUUUCACAUGCGGCAGGAUUAUGACUAAGAUCAACAGCUGUUUCUCCAUUAUGAAUUGAGUACUUACUACAAACUCCACAAUCAUCCUGAGAGGGAUGAUCGAAGCCAAUAUUGAGCUUAUCAACAACUUGUCUAUACUUCUCGUAUGAUAUUUUUUGUCUGCGCGUGCAAAAAUCUCUCCACAUAAGCGAAAUAUUUAUCUCAGGUGAAAGAUAUCGUCGUAAGGGAGCAUGGUCUAAUUUAUAAUGAGAAACAUAUGGAUGGAAAGAGUUUACAUGGUUCUCGAUUACGGUAUCUGUCAUAGCCUUUUGAAUUUGCGCAGAUCUUCUAGCUGAUUCUCCUCUUCUAUCUUUGAUUUCUACAUUGCUGUCUAUUCUCCUUCUAGCUUUAAGAUGUUGAAUGAUGAUGGAAUCAUUUCUUUGUCCUAAAGUAUGAAGAAACAUUGUUUUGCAGACUCUGAGUUCUGAUCGAGAAUCUUCUCCAUAUUGAGGUAGGUAGUACUUUAACGUGGAGGUUCUUUUAGAAAAGUUUCCCUGUGUAGUUCUAGUUUUGACGUUUUCUUCUUUAACAUAUGCUGUCAAAUACAACCUUCGUUGAGAAAAAUUCAGUUUCCAGAAGCUCUCUAAUAUUUUUUGCCUUGAAUAUUCAUCAAUUUUUGUACUGCAAUGCUUGCGACAAGAUUCCAAGCAAGGAGGAAGCAGCUUAUGUGAUUCGAGGUUCCUUCUCACUUUCUCUUUCUCUUUGCGAAGUCUUUUCAUCUUUUUAUUCGGAUUUUCAACAAUUUCAAAAACUGAUUGUAAUGCUGCCUCAAGCAUAUCACGUAAAUACAACUCAGUAGCAUCUUCAUUGUUAUUUGCGACCAGAGAGGAGACUUCUGGAAGGUCACCCAAAUGACUAACAACAGGUUUAUCGUUCAAGCUACUCGUAGAUGGAUUAGUUGGUGUUGUCUCGUUAUGGACUUUCGAAAUAUCAAGGAGCAAGUCCUCUGGACCAAAAUAAGAUUUAAUUUUCUUAGGGUGUUCCAGAGCUGGGUCGAAGUCUGGAUCAAGAUCAGAAUCAUCUACUUCUGAGUCGGAAUCGACUUCUUCAGGUAGCGACCUGAAAAAUAUACUUUUGUCCAUUUUAGGCUAUUCGCAAAAAUUUCUUGGUCAUAGUUAAACUACGCUCCAAUCAAACCAUUACAACUCGUGCAUUUUCAUGUUUACCUCUCUAAAUGUUAGUGAAACUAGGAUGAAACAGAAUGAAAUAACAAAUACCUAGUUGGUUUAUACUUAAGCUUCCAAUAGUUUUUUUUAAUCUUUGGGUAUGCAAUGAAUUACAGCAGGUUUCUUCUCAACUCGAAAUACGAUUGAUCAGUUAUUACUUUUUCUAUUCUGAUAUUACAAGUCUGACAACGUUGCAAUAGCUAUGGGAUCGGCAAAGCAGCCGUUGGGAAUUAUGAAAUGGGAGUGAGGUUACGCUAUAUUUUUAGCAUAUUCACGGAUUUUCAGGGCCAUCUGUACCAAACGCUUUCCUCGUGUGUUCAUGAUUUUGGAACUUAUACAAUGCGUUUUUAACUGAUUCACUCACAAAUGAUAUAUCUGUUGGUUAGCAAAACUAACUCCUACUAAUGUUGCCAAAUUUGUGCUGCAUUUACCAUAUUGAAAUAGGGCAACUAGAGAUACGUAGCAGUAUAUGACAAAUAACAGAACAUUUUGCUAUUCCAAAACACAGCAACUGCAGAUACGUUGCUUUCUUUUAGCAUUCAGCGCAUGACUGUGUAAAAUAACCGAACAGCUACCAGCAACUUCAAAUACAGUUUUUUGAUUUAGUAAUUCCAGCAAAACUGUGGGAGAUACGAUUCCUCCUAUGCCUGUAUCUAUGAUUCUAAUUGGCCUAUAAUAAAGUUAUUUGUAGUAGCAAAUAGCUCGGAAGGUGACCAAUCCAUCUGGCGCUACAAAGCCAAAACCUAGUAACUUGAGUUACUGCGUUUUGCCAUUGCAGGGGAGAGAAGGUUACGUGUGCCUGCAAGCCUUUAAGGAAUCUCUGGCCUGCGAGUACCAAUUGGCGAUAGCUUGCCAACUAGGUUGCUGGUAAACUCAGUGCCCUCGGGCUUGUCUACGCGGAUGUUAGGUAUUGGCUCUUCAUCUCUCGAAGCUAAUGCCAUUACCAUAUCGCCUGCUAUUCCUAAAGAGGGUACUUCCUCGAAAAGGUUAUGCGUGGCGACGGUGACACUAGAUGAGUGAUAUCCACCAAAUCCCUGAACAACGUGGACGGGCAAAGGAGGAAUCUCAAGUUGAGUUUCUUUUCCCAUGCUGUCGGUGUAAUUGCCAAUGUUACUAAGGUAAAUAAACAGCGGCUGUGGGAUGUUAAAAAUAACAUCUUUCACCGCUUUGUUGAAUUCUUUCUCCUCGGUAGACAAUUGACUGCUUUUGUUUUUAGCUUUGACGUCAAGCAGUCUAGACCAUAGAUAGAAUGUGCUAAGGUAACUUAGCUCUUCUUUAGUUAUCAUGCGCUCUAGUUGCUUCUCAUCGGCUAAAUACGUUGAAUAUAGCUCGGAUGACACGUCUACAACCUUGCGAAGUUCGCGCUAAAACGUUGUUCUGGCUCUUUCGGCAUCAGGGACAUUUCUGGCCCAAAUAUUGCGUUGGAAGCAAGAUCAUCGUUCAUCUGCGGCGUUGCUUUCUUCUGCGGGUUGGUUGGUGCUGGUAAGUCUGGCUUCGAUGGCCCCUUACUCUUAUCUUGAGCAUUAUUCAUUGAUUUGUCGCUGCCCUUGGAUGCAUUUGGGUUCCCCUUACUCUUAAUCUUAUUGAUAUCAAAGUUUUAAGGUUUACCCCUGUAUCCGGGUGCGAUCUUGCGAAUUUCGUCUGCGGUAUAUAGCUUUUCCAUCUUGACGGUUCGCUGAAACUAUUUAUCCCUAUCAGGAUCCAGGUUUCAAACUGCGUAUAUGCGUCCGGUUCAAGUAAGCACCGUAAAAAGUACAGGGAUUUGUCUAAAAUGUCAUUUGAAAUUACGUCUGCCAAUGUGACCAAAUGCUCACACCAGGUUUUGAUAGUUAAUAAUAAAUGUAUGGAGGGAAGAUGUAGUUCUCAGAUAAAACAACUGCAUUUGUAGUCUCUCAGGAGACAAAGCCUUCAGCAACCAAGUAAUUAAAUGACAGCCACGUGGCUACUUUUUAUUGGAAUACUCACUUGGAUGAUUAACAGUGUUAUUCUCUUAUAAUUACAAUGAUAUUCAUAGGCUAUAUUUUUUUCGUGUUUUGUUAUGACAAUUCACACACAUUGUUUGCGUUGAUCCAUUAUUCGUACCAUAUUCCACUCAAAAGUAACAGUAUCUAUAAAUAUAGACAACAAUUUUCUGUGUUGAUCACAUUUUGCCAAUUUUUCCGUUAGUCGAUGUAUAAGAGGUUCAAUAUCCAC